GAGAAAGAAAGAAAGAAGCUUUAGCUAUUAGCAAAAGAUAGAGAAGAAAGUGAGAGUCGAGCAUGGAGUUUGCCACGGGGGCCAUGGGCACCCUCCUCCCCAGGCUUGCGGGGAUGCUCAUGGAGGAGUACAAUCUGAAGGAGAGUGUGAAGAACGGGAUUAGAGAUCUCAAGGCUGAGCUCGAGAGCAUGGAAGCUGCCCUUGUCAAGGUAUCCAGUAUACCGUUGGAUCAACUUGACCCACAAGUCAAUAUUUGGGCAAAUGAGGUCAGGGAAUUGUCCUAUGCCAUCGAGGACAGCCUUGACACCUUCGUGACACGUGUCGAUGGUAUUGAGCCAACCAAGCCCAAAAUCAAGCACCUACUGAAGAAGGCCCGCAACGAGUUCAACAAGUUCAAGGCACGCCAUGAAAUAGCCAGUGGCAUAAAAAACAUUGAGACCCAAGUUAGGAAGAUAAAGGAAAGGCGCGACAGGUACAAGAUCGACGAUGCUGUUGCAAUUCCGGCUACAACUACACCUGAUCCUCGCAUCUUGGCUCUAUACGAGAAAAAAUCUGACCUUGUCGGUAUUGAUAAGGCAAUUGGUGAGCUAGUGAAGGUCUUGUCAGAGGGGGUUGACAUUCCUGGAAGAAAUCUCAAGAUUGUCUCCAUUGUUGGAAUUGGAGGAUUGGGCAAGACAACCCUUGCAAAAGCAUUGUAUGAUGAGCUCAAUCAAACUUACCAGUGUCACACUUUUGUUCCAGUGGGUCAGAAGCCAAACACGAAGAAAGUUUUGAGGGACAUCCUCCUUGAGCUUGACAUGGAGUUGUAUAGAGAUGCAUCAACAAUGGAUGAAAGGCAAUUGAUCGACCAACUGCGAAAAUUCCUUGCAGGCAAGAGGUACUUUAUUGUUAUUGAUGACAUAUGGGAUAUGCAGACAUGGGAAAUGAUUAAGUGUGCUUUCAUGGAUAGUCAUCCAGAAAGUAGAUUAAUCAUAACAACUCGUAUUGUUGAUGUUGCCAAAAAUGUUGGUGGUAUCUACCACAUGGAACCACUUUCAUAUCAUUACUCCAAAAUGUUAUUUGAUACCAGAACAUAUGGUAGUGAAGGACCGACUGAAGUUACUACCAAAAUUUUAAAGAAAUGUGGUGGCGUGCCAUUAGCUAUCAUUACAAUAGCUAGCUUGUUUGUCGGUAAACACCACGAGGACUGGUCUAAGACAUGUUUAUUGUACCUAAGUAUGUUUCCUGAAGAUGCCUUCAUUGAAAAAAAUUCACUAAUAUGGUUGUGGGUCUCAGAAGGGUUUGUCCCAGAUAGUGAGGUAGGAGAAAACUGUUUCAACAAGCUUGUGAACAAAAGCAUGAUCCAGUGGAUGGAACCUAAAGAAUAUUGGGGUACCGGGCUUUUAGGGGGAUACCAGAGGUAUCAAUCCCCAAGUGGUUGCCGUGUCCACGACAUGGUGCUCGAUCUCAUCCGCACCAUAUCAAGUGAUGUAAAUUUUGUCACAGUACCUGAGAUGGAGCAGCAUGGCACAUGUUCGCGAGGCAAACGAACCAAUAGGGUUCAAAGAUUGGCGCUUCAUGGAGGAAGUGCGGAACACAUCUCUAGCAUUGAAAUAGAACAUGUGAGGUCAUUUAUUGCUACCUCGUGUAGUGAUAGUAGGACAUUCCCGCUUUGGAGCUUUAAAGUAUUACGUGUGCUAGUUAUGCAGAGUUGUGAGUUUCCAGAAGAUUGUAGUCUCAAGCAUCUUGGGAAGUUAGUUCAUCUGAGGUACCUAUUGCUGGCAAAUACUUGUAACAUACUCCCGGAAAGAAUAGGGCAUGAUCUCAAGUUUCUUGAAGUAUUGGACUUAAGAAGAGGUUUGAUUGGUGACUUGCCACCAUCUGUCGGCGAGCUAAGAAAUUUGAGAUGCUUGCAAGCUGACAUGCAUACCAAGAUGAAGGGCGAGAUAGGGAAACUGACAUCUCUUGAAGAGCUACAACUAUAUAAAGUGAACAAGUGCCCAAACUUCUACACAGAUGUGGGGAACCUAAUAAAGUUGAGGGUGCUCAAGAUCCAUUUUAAAAGAAUGGAUGAGACCACAGUUAAGGCUCUGAUGAAGUCACUUUGCAAGCUGUGCAAGAUCCAGAGUCUGACUGUCGGGGGUGGUCAAGGAUUUGUACAAUAUAAAACUAAUACUCCGGUUUUAAUCGAUGGUAGCUUGGAAAACAUGGCACCCAGCCCAAAGUUAUGCUUAUUAUCUCUGGAGGGAAUACUUGUACCCAAGAUGCCAUCAUGGAUCAAUUCUUCACGUGUUCCACUCCUCUAUCACCUGUGCUUGAAAGUGCAGGUGGUUGAAGCUCGGGAUAUUCUACUCCUCGGAAGGUUGCCAUCGCUCAUCAACCUCAUUCUUGAGAUUGAGGACAAAAGGUGUGUAACUUAUACUUUUGGCAGUGGUGAGUUUCACAAGCUGGAAAAGUUGGAGACGACGAUAGAGAUCGGUACUGAAGAAGGAGCAUUGCCUAUGCUUAAAAUAUUGUUAUAUGGUAUAAGCUCUCUAAGAGAGAACAUGGAAAGCUUGGUGUCAUGGAAUAAUAGCUGUCCUUUGCUGGAGGGCGUCACGUGUCGGCUUGACUGCGCUAAGAGGGGCAACUUGGAAAUUUCUGCAAUUAGAGAAACAUUGUAUGUGGCUGCUAGAGACCAUCCCAACUAUGCCAACAUCCGCGAGUUUUAUAUACAAGACGAGAACCGCAUCAGCUCGAAGGAAGGUGAUUUGAUUGAUAAACUCAGGUGGGUCCUCAGCAUCCCCGACGACAAAAUCCAUAUAGUAUAUGAAGAAAGAAGGAUGCGUAAUUUUAUUAUAAAACUCGAGACACGGCUACGUGAUGCUGCCGAACCUGGAAUCGGGAGGUAUGGCCAACAAGAGUUACGUGAUAUUGUUGCCAAAUUCAAGAGUCGUUUGUUACAUGACUCUGCCGGUACCAACCAAGAAGAGAAUAUCAUGUCACUGAUGGCCAGUCGGUCGGUUUUCAAUCUCCAGCCGGAUAAUGGUGACGCCACAAGCAGUGCAGAUCAGCAACCUGCGGAUGGUGGGAUCUUGAAGCCUUCUACAGUCUUUUCAGAUCACCACUUGGAA
Molecule: messenger RNA, 3092 nt
Organism: Triticum dicoccoides
Lineage: Eukaryota; Viridiplantae; Streptophyta; Magnoliopsida; Poales; Poaceae
Product: disease resistance protein RGA5-like
Exons: 5
Biological process (GO): defense response to other organism
Molecular function (GO): ADP binding
Source: RefSeq, a predicted model, not a curated record